AUGAUAUGCCGCACCUGCCUUCGGGCAUCAAGGGUCUCCCAAUUCCCCCUGAAGAACAAAACUCCCCGCCACCAACCACGCCAACAACAAGCCCAACGCUUCCUCACAACCACUCCAACCCUUUACUCCACAACCGCAACCUCGACCUCAUCCGCACAGCCCUUCAGCGCACCCCUCACUCCCGCCCCCUCCCCCGAGCUGAAAGCGCAAGCUGCCGAAAGCGCGGCAGCAGCCAAGAAGAAACCGUCGGCAGGGCCCCUUGUGAAGAGCAGUAUACCGGCCGGCCAACCGCUCAAGGGGCUGAACUUUUUGAAGAACGCGCAGGAUCCCGUGGCGUUGGCGGAUGAGGAGUAUCCGGCCUGGUUGUGGACGGUUUUGGCGCGGCAGGAGAGUAAGGGGGAUGUUGGGGGCGCGGGAGAUUUGUUUUCCAAAUCCAAAAAACAACGCCGUCUCGCCGCAAAACGGUUGCGCAAGGAACAAGCAAUGAACCCGGAAAUGCUGGUCCCCAAGGUCCCCAUCUACGAACAAACAAUCGACUUGCCCGCCGGCGACGGCAGUCUGGCCGGCGCAAUUGCCGCACAGGAUGCGCGCGAGCAGUUGACAAAGGCGCUGCGGAAUAAGCGCCGGGCCGCUAUCAAGGAGGCGAAUUUCUUGAAGGCUAUGGGGUAG
Molecule: messenger RNA, 669 nt
Organism: Plenodomus lingam JN3
Lineage: Eukaryota; Fungi; Ascomycota; Dothideomycetes; Pleosporales; Leptosphaeriaceae
Product: mitochondrial 54S ribosomal protein mL54
Cellular component (GO): mitochondrial large ribosomal subunit
Molecular function (GO): structural constituent of ribosome
Source: RefSeq, a predicted model, not a curated record